UGUUCCACUGUUUGGGGAAAUACCGUAAACAAACUGGCUUCAGUCUACUUGAACGACUGUCUUGUCUUUCGAUUUAACACUGACUUUUGAAUAAGUACGUUGUCCACGCCGUCGCUCGAAGCUUCAGGACCAUAGUCCCGGUGUAUUCAACUCGGAGGGAGGACGUUUAGCUCGGACACAUUUUGCGAAUUGCCCUGACUGCAGCGGUGCAGCUUUCAGAGACCAUGUCUGAUUUAUUUGUGGUGCUGCUGAUAAUUGCUCUCCUGGUGUGUCUCAUUGUGACAGUCGGGGGCUUACUGCUGUACUCGGGGCUCCUGACAGAGGUGGUUAUUAAGACCGGACCACCUCCCAUCAAAAAUGUUACCUUUGCUUAUAAGUUCAAAGAGGGAUCAUACAAGGACUGCGGUACAGCCUACACAGAGAGCUGCAGCAUUGGGCCAAAGCUGACCUCCAUCGCUGUCUUCUACGAUGACCCCAAGCAGAGGCUUCCAGAGAAAUGUCGCUACGUGGUGGGCAGCAUCCUGUGUGAGGGUGAAGAGAAGCCGGAUGAAGAACUGCAGAAGCUGUAUGAGAAAUUUGGCUUCAAGCUGUUUUCUCUGCCAGAAGUGAGCCAUUCUGUGACCACCAGCUUCCCCUGCACCACGCCUCUGUCCUACGUGCUGGGACCUUACCGGGUCUACCCCAGACUCUCUUCCUACAUAGAGGAGAGGAAGCUAUGUGCGUUCCCAACUAUUGAGAUCUGUAGCUCAGGCGUCACUAACUACAUGGUUCCGCUGUCUCGCCAGACAGACUUCUUUGUACCAGAAAUGAAAGAGGAGGUCAAAACAGAUGUGAAAGAGGAGGAUUCAGAUGAGGACAGAGGAACUGACAUUACAGGUGCAGAUUCCCACAGUGACGUGAGCUCGGUGAGCGGUGGCGUGCCGUGGGACAGCAGAGAGACGUCCUUAGCCGCCUCCACAGCCGCCUCCUUGGCCUCCUCCCUGCCUCUGAGGGACGUAAUGGAUGCAAACGAAGACAUUAAACACAGGGAGAACAGCGACAGAGGCUCCAACGAGUCUUUGGGCAGCGGCUCGUCCUUUGAAGAGCUUGACAUGGAUCAGGAGGAGGGAGAAGAGAGGGAGGAGAAGGAAGAUGGCGAAGUGGAGGACGUCCCUCAGGGCGACGAUGGAGCUAGAGAAGCAGUUGAACUGGUGGCUGACAAGAAGGAGCCCGUGGGGGAUGGAGAGGAGUAGGGUGGAUGCUGAAGAGAUAAGGGAUGUAGCCAUGUAACACUGGCAUGCUAGAGAGUUUCUCAGCUGUGUUGUUGCUGGUAAUCUGUCAUGUAAUCUUGUUGGUGGAUCUAAAGCUGUUCAUGCCAUGACCAACAUGCCGUAUUUCUGCGCCUUCUAAAUGUCUUUCUGAAGCCUGUACUUUUUCUUAUAUUGUAAUCUCAGUUUUUAAAAAUAAUUCCUGACCUUAUAUUUGAACCACGUCAGGGCAGAACAACAGAUGACCCCAUUGGGUUGAGUCUCCGUCUCACAUGGUGUGAAGCAAAUGAGGGGUUAGAUUUGUUCAGUUCGGUAUUUCAUUUCAAAAUGUUCGAAUCACCAUCAUUCCUGUUCUGAUUAGAUGUGACACCUCAAGUUAAGAGGAGGAAAUAGAAUGACUAUCCAGUGUGUUUAUGCCCAUGUGUGACAGCUGAUAUUGUACCCUGCUGUCAAGGUCAUGUCCUGAGGAAAUUUGUCAAGUGUUCGUGUGCAUUACCUGACUUUGGUGUCUUGAUGUGCAGUACUGAUUGGGUGAAAUGUGCAGGAGCCGCUGCUGUAGAAUUUUUGAUGGACGUAUUUCGUGGUGUUAUUUACACAGGGGAAAUUCUGAAGUCUGAGGCAAAGUAGCAUCACCAAUGCCUCCAAGUCACCAGGACUCAGAUUUAUAAUGAAAUUCAAAGUGUUUCCCUUGGAUAAUGUACAGAAUAUUUUAUUGUCACUCUCCACUCAGAUAAUUGCUUUUUCUUUUUUUUUUUAAAUGUACCCUUUCUAUAGUUGGUUUGUGAAACCACUUUUCAUUUAUGUUUUUCCUCUUGUAGCCAAAAUUCACUUACUACCACAGACUAGUUGUGACAUAUUUGUAGGUUGUUGGUGCUGUGAUACAUUGGAAAUAAUGUACAGCACAUUGCAAUGUUUGUGUCUUUCCGUGUGUAAUAAAAUUUUCAAAUGAAAAGUUCCUUUGACUGCA
Molecule: messenger RNA, 2214 nt
Organism: Amphiprion ocellaris (clown anemonefish)
Lineage: Eukaryota; Metazoa; Chordata; Actinopteri; Pomacentridae
Gene: tex264a
Product: testis expressed 264, ER-phagy receptor a
Exons: 4
Coding region: 225-1232 (335 amino acids)
Biological process (GO): reticulophagy; protein-DNA covalent cross-linking repair
Cellular component (GO): autophagosome membrane; nucleus; replication fork
Source: RefSeq, a predicted model, not a curated record